Messenger RNA from Arvicola amphibius (Eurasian water vole), 2241 nucleotides. It is a transcript of the gene Gdpd4, whose product is annotated as glycerophosphodiester phosphodiesterase domain containing 4. Gene Ontology annotation, biological process: lipid metabolic process. The coding region runs from base 1 to 2241 and encodes 746 amino acids. Gene Ontology annotation, cellular component: membrane. The record is from RefSeq and is a predicted model, not a curated record. The transcript is spliced from 16 exons. NCBI's taxonomy places the organism in Eukaryota, Metazoa, Chordata, Mammalia, Rodentia, Cricetidae. Gene Ontology annotation, molecular function: glycerophosphodiester phosphodiesterase activity.
AUGAGUAACGACACCCUAACUGAGUCUAGGAGCAAGACGACAGGAAAGUCAGAUGAGCACCCCAAUCUGUGGAUAGAGCGCUUCUUCAGCCGGAGAUGCUGCAUCACCUUCCUGACUGGCUGCUACAGCUGCCACUGGCAAUACAGAGAGUGGGAGAAAACUGAACUUGGAUCCUGUUGCUGCUCCUGGAGAGAACAGUUUUUUUAUGUGUGCCUGGUGGUAGCAUUCGUCCUGUCUGCAAUUUUCCUGUUUGUGUGGGUUGAAACCUCUAACGAGUACAACGGCUUUGACUGGGUUGUUUAUCUAGGGGCAAAACGCUGGUUCUUGUGGUCCAUUUUUAUGUUGAGUACAGCCGGGAUCCUGACUGCCUACACGUCCUUGCUUUUGUUACUCAGCUUUCUUUUACUCUGGGAAAGGAUUGAACUAUAUCUGCAUACGUGUCAUAAGGUCUUCAUUUUCCUGGUGAUCCUACUGUGCUCCUUCUUACUGUGUGUUCUGAACCGAUACUGGAGGGACAAGUGGCUGAUAGCUGGGCUGUCUCUGCAGAUCUUUGCUCCCUUUCUGCACCUGAGCCUCAUAACUGUGAUGAUUCUCCUUUCCUGGCCCCUAGCCAUCGGUGUGGCCCACUUGGAAUCAGAAGUUAGAAUAAGAAGAUACAGAAUGGCAGGUUACGAGCAUGAAGUCCUGGAGACAUGUAAUAUAUUCACAAGGUUAAAAGCUCUACAGGUAGCUGCUGGACUCCCCUUCCUUAUCAUUCUUUUGUGUCUGUACUUGAUGCCGCUGGGGAUUUACUCUCCCUGCAUUCUGAAGAAGGAGAAUUUAGGGCCUAAGCCUACCUUCUUUGGACACAGAGGCGCACCUAUGCUGGCGCCAGAGAAUACCAUGAUGUCCUUUGAGAAGGCCGUGGAACAUGGUGCCUCCGGCCUGGAGACUGAUGUAUACUUAAGCUAUGACGACGUGCCUUUCCUCAUGCACGACUAUGACCUGAGCAGAACAACCAACAUCAGAGAGGUCCUGCCCUCGGCCGCCUUCAACCACACUGCCACCUUCAACUGGACUUUCCUGUCGACUCUAAAUGCUGGCAAGUGGUUUAUAAAGUAUAAGCCAUUUUUUGGCAUGAAACCUUUAUCAGAGGCUGAUAAAAGAAGAGCAAGCAACCAAUCAAUUCCAUCGUUGGCUGAGUUAUUGGAACUUGCAAAAAAUGAAAAAAAGUUUGUAAUAUUUGAUCUUUUCGGCCCUCCACCGAAGCAUCCUUUCAGAAACACGUUUGUUCGAAGAGUGGUCAAGGUCAUCCUUGACUCCAACAUCGAACAGCGUCUGAUACUUUGGUUGCCAGGUUACGACAGAGACUAUGUCAGGGUCAAGGCUCCUGGUUUCCAGCACGUGGGCCGUUUAAGAACCCUUGAGGAGCUUGCUAAAGAGAAUAUGACGAUAAUAAAUGUUGACUAUAAGAGGCUGUUCUACCGGGGGAUGAGACAGUAUCAGGCAGCUAAAAUCCACAUCAAUAUGUACAUUGUCAACGAGCCUUGGCUCUUCUCAUUGGCCUGGUGCUACCGCAUCAACUCUGUGACCACAGACAACAUCCAGGUCCUGAACCAGCUCAGUCACCCUCUCUUCUUCAUGACUCCAGGAUACUAUACGUUCAUAUGGCUUUUCAUGGUCAUUGCCUCUGCAGUUAUCAUUGGUGUUGUAUUUUAUUAUCACUGGGUGAAAGAGCUUAAGAAAGAGAGGUGGCUCAAAGACGCUACCAGCGCAUCUGCAGGUAAAGUCAGAAGCCUUGUUCGCUCCUUCCUUUGUCCCCAACCGGCCUCAGCAAGACAGGUCCUGCUCUUCAUCUCUGCCCUGAUGAGAGCAGAGGGCGGGGAUGUUGAGAGCAAAAACCUCCCAAAAGGAGAAUCUGAGAUUCAAGGAGCUUCACAGUUACCUAAAAAGCCUCCUGCCCGAGCAGUGAGAAGCCCGUGGACCUCAGAAGUCCACUAUGAAAGCUCCGCCAGCCGUGGGAAGAACCCCCCAGGCACUUCCCAUUUUGCCCAAGCCCCCAACGAGAGACCAGUGCCAUUCAAGAACACAGUUAAACCACUAAUGCUCACUGGGAGCUUUCAACACACCCAAACACCCACCAGGGAGCCUUCCUCAGAAACCACACUGUCUAUCCUGAAGGAGGACGAACUGGGAGGAGCCUUCCUAGAGGACUCCCAUGCCAAAACUGACCGAAAGACUCCUGUGUCAAGACUCCUCUGA